CCAUCUGUUCUCAGGCCCCUUUGCUGAGACUGACACCCAGCACUUUGCGCCACCUUACUCUAGCCAGGUAAGUCAUUAAGCCUUCAGUGUAAUUUGAGGUUGAUUUUUAAGAAACCUACCCUGCUGAUAAUUAUGGGAAGCAUGUGAAACUCCUGGAAAAGGUAACAACUUGGCUUAAAUAUGCUUGUUGUUAGAUCAUUAAACUUUAGUUCAGUGUGGAAACAUUCAUUGGCCGUUUUGUAGAUCCACGAUGUCAUGUAUUUUGGGUAACUGUGAUAAUAUAGGAAAAUAUUAUUUUGUGAGGAUAAUGCUUAAUUACCUAAUUUUACUUUUUGUUGAAGCAUAAUGAAAUCCAUAAGGAAAACUGAUCACUUGGAGAGAACUGCAAGUGUCGUUCGCCGGGAGGUUUGUAUCUUUGGGGUGUGGGAGGUUUUUCUAUCUGGACAAUUUGUGCAUAGUUAUGACUGGCCUAUGAGUCAGGCAUUAGAUGCAUUUGGUCCCUUCGAAGGACCAAAGGGGCAGUUUGUUAUUGUUCUGUUCAGAAGUUUUCUGAGGAAGAAAUUAGUUAUUAUUAGUUAUUAUUAGUUAUUAUAUAACUAAUUUGAAAAGGUAACAGAGAAGGGCUUAAAUUUUUAUUUUCUAACUUGGAAUAAAUGGAUUAACUUUUAGGGAAGGGAGUAUAGCAGCAAUGGAGAGAACCAUCCUCACAGGUAUGAUGUUUAGGGUUUUAUUUCAGGAAUACAAUUACUUUUAGAACCUACAUUUUAUGAAUGGCUCACCUUUUUCUUUUUGUUUCCUUUUUUUGGCACCGUGUCUUAAAGUCUUCAUUCUCAUCCCUGCUUUAGAACACCAGCUUAUUUCAUCAAGGGAGAAAGCUCUAACAUCUGAGAAAGGAAGGUGGACGAACUCUUGUUAUCCUUCUAAUGUACAGAUUUUUCCUACUAUAUUCAGACUAUACAAAACUAAUCUACCAUCUGAAGGGGUGUCAAGGGCUGGUAAAUAAAGGAUCCUCACCCUUUACCUCAAUUGUGUCGGCAGCUAAGGUGUGUGGGGCUGCCAGUGAGUCACCAUCAGUAAAGAGCCUCCGCUUGCUUGUUGCUGACCGAGAUUUUUCCUUUAAAGCUGGCCAAUGGAUUGAUUUCUUUAUCCCAGGAGUCUCUGUGGUUGGUGGAUUUUCAAUAUGCUCCAGCCCAAGACUGCUAGAACAAGAGAGAAUGAUAGAGUUGGCAGUGAAAUAUACAAACCACCCUCCUGCCCUCUGGAUUCACAAUAAGUGUACACUUGACUCUGAAGUGGCUGUAAGAGUGGGUGGAGAGUUCUUCUUUGACCCUCAGCCUGCAGAUGCUUCUAGAAACCUAGUGUUGAUUGCAGGAGGAGUUGGAAUUAACCCCCUGCUUUCCAUCCUGCGGCACUCAGCAGAUCUCCACAGAGAGCAGGCAAACAAAGGAAGUGGGUAUAAGAUAGGAACAAUAAAGCUGUUCUACAGUGCGAAAAAUACAAGUGAACUUCUCUUUAAGAAAAAUAUCCUCGAUUUAGUAAAUGAAUUUCCUGAGAAGAUUGCAUGCAGUUUACAUGUUACAAAACAGACUACACAAAUCAGCGCAGAACUCAAGCCUUAUAUCACGGAAGGAAGAAUAACGGAGAAGGAGAUAAGAGAUCAUAUUUCAAAAGAGACUUUGUUCUAUAUUUGUGGCCCACCUCCAAUGACAGACUUUUUCUCCAAGCAACUGGAAAAUAGCCAUGUUCCCAAAGAACACAUUUGCUUUGAGAAGUGGUGGUAGAAGCAGGCAAAGGCAGAAGAGAGGAGAAGAUGAUGAGAUCUGCUCAGGA
Messenger RNA from Otolemur garnettii (small-eared galago), 1830 nucleotides. RefSeq names its product oxidoreductase NAD binding domain containing 1 (gene OXNAD1). The transcript has 6 exons. Gene Ontology annotation, molecular function: oxidoreductase activity. Gene Ontology annotation, cellular component: mitochondrion. NCBI's taxonomy places the organism in Eukaryota, Metazoa, Chordata, Mammalia, Primates, Galagidae. The record is from RefSeq and is a predicted model, not a curated record. Bases 924 to 1781 code for a protein of 285 amino acids.